AUGAUAUUAAUUCUUUUAUUGGCAUUAGUCUCAUCCCAGCCAACGAAGCUUGAAGACCUAAAAUCCCGCAUUGAGUCAGGCAAAGCCCAUUACAAUACCUAUGCUUCUAUCAGCAAUUGCAAUGAAAAAGUUAUGCAAUCAAUGCUUAAAAAAUGCGAUGACAUGAACGAAGAUAUCCAGUCAGAGUUUGCUUUAAAAUUAACGAAUUGCCAUUUAGAGCGUGUAGGAUUUCCACUUUACGACUGCAGUCCUAAAAAUCUGACUAACUGCUAUAUGAAAAUGGACCAGAACACAUUUUUGGCUUAUACACAAUUUUUUACUCAUGCAUUUGAUCUUUGUGUUUAUUUGAGCUUCAGUGCUUGGCAAAGCAAAACGUCUGCAACGAUACAAGGAUUGUCAGAUUCUGCAGAAAAAGCGCUAUAUGCACUUGAUUUAGCAGAAAAAACAGCAAAAGAGAUUCAAAUGGAGCAAGAAUAUGUCCAACGAUGAUUAGGAAAAAUAUAUGACGGCAUUAGCGAAAUAGGGUAUUUAGAAGAAAUGAUACUAGGCGAAGUAUUUGAUAUAAAAUCAAUUCUUUUUUACAUAGGAUCAUUCAUCUUAUGCAUGCUUUUAACAUCAUGCCCAGAAACUUCCAACGCAAGAGUUAAGCUUCUUUGAUUAUUCUGUUUAGAAAUCCUCAUGGAAAAAUUUUUAUAUUGAUAUUUCCCUUAUCUCCGUCACAUAUCAGGGACAAUUCGGCUGAUUUUUUUAGUUUUAUGCAUCACAGUCAUAGUAUGAAGCGUUAAAACACACAAGCAAUACGACAAAAUGACUUACGAAAUCUUAAAAGAAACCCUCACAAAAAUAGGCAAAAGUGCAUUAGAAAGCAUAACACCCCGAUAUUCUAGCAUAAAACAACGCAAAGAAAAACGCUAUAUGCCAUCUCCACUUAAAGAACAGUGCUCCCAAAGGCUAAGAAAAAUCCCUGAAGUCCAUUAUUUCCUUGAAGAAGAUAUCAAGCGAAUCAGACGAAAAAGUGAUGGAAAUCUUGCUGAGCUUUUUAUGUCAAUUACGUCAAAAUCAGCUAAAAAAGAGGUUUAA
Molecule: messenger RNA, 1080 nt
Organism: Blepharisma stoltei
Lineage: Eukaryota; Ciliophora; Heterotrichea; Heterotrichida; Blepharismidae
Source: the annotation of a GenBank genome assembly